AUGGUAGAGCAGAUUUCUAACUCCCGCAGCGUCUUCGUCAUUCCAUUUGACUACCGCGGCUUUUACUACACCCAUCUGGAAAUCACCACCCACGAUUCGUGUAAGGUCCAGAACAUCCAUCAUGAUUUGGGCUCCAUUCUAGGCAGCGCACACAGCGGCCAUGACAUUCAGCGCAUUUGUGAUGCUAUUGUCGCCAUGCGCUUUAGUCAGAGUUAUAUCAUCGGCGGCGAUGGUACGCAUGGCGUCUUCGGCAAGAUCCAUGAAGAAUUCAAGUGA
This is a messenger RNA of Chondrus crispus (carragheen), 276 nucleotides long. Its product is annotated as 6-phosphofructokinase (pseudogenised). Gene Ontology annotation, biological process: glycolytic process. The transcript has a single exon. Gene Ontology annotation, cellular component: cytoplasm. The coding region runs from base 1 to 276 and encodes 91 amino acids. Lineage: Eukaryota; Rhodophyta; Florideophyceae; Gigartinales; Gigartinaceae. Gene Ontology annotation, molecular function: 6-phosphofructokinase activity. The record is from RefSeq and is a predicted model, not a curated record.